This is a messenger RNA of Sorex araneus (European shrew), 897 nucleotides long. RefSeq names its product E3 ubiquitin-protein ligase TRIM38-like. The record is from RefSeq and is a predicted model, not a curated record. Lineage: Eukaryota; Metazoa; Chordata; Mammalia; Eulipotyphla; Soricidae. The transcript has 5 exons. Gene Ontology annotation, molecular function: zinc ion binding. Bases 1 to 897 code for a protein of 298 amino acids.
AUGAGCUCAGCCGAAUCUUCUGAAGCCGAGAGUAAGGAAGCCAACUGUUCCACCCGUCUGGAGAUGAUGGUGAAGCCAAUGAGCAUUGAGUGUGGGCACAGCUACUGCCACUCUUGCAUUGUGCACAUGCUUGAGAAAACACAACGUGAGACAUCAUUAUCUCUGGAGACAGUUUACUGUCCUCUCUGCCGGGUACCAUUUCAGAAGGGGAGCAUACAUGCCAACAAUCAGCUGCAAUGUUUCUUUGAAACCAUCAAGAAUCACAAUAAUGAAUGGUCUUGUAGGAAACACCAUGAGGAGCUCCAUCUGUUCUGUGAGGAUGACGGGCAGCUCAUCUGUUGGUGCUGUGAGCGGACAUCACAGCACAAAGGGCACAACACAGCUCUUGUGGAGGAAGUGUAUACUGACUAUAAGGAAAAGCUCCAAGGUACUGUGAAAAAAUUGACAAAGGAGAAAACCCUAUGUAAAAGCAUGUAUGAGUACACAGAAAAUCAAAAAACUACGUGGAAGAACAAUGUAGCACAAGAGAGACGAAAAAUCCAGUCUGACUUUCAGAAUUUUCAUCUUUUCCUGCUUGAGGAAGAAAAGUCUUAUCUAAUGAGACUGGAAAAAGAACUUCAGGAAAUUCUUCAGAAACUGCAGGACAAACAAUCCAAACUGGAAAAAAAGAGUCACGAAUUAGAGAAACACAUCCUGGAAAUAAAGAGGAAAUGUCAAGGCUCAGCUCAUUAUUUAUUGAAGGAUGUGCAAAACAUUUUGAGGAGAAGCUCUUCUGUGAAGCUGGAAUUACCGGAGAAUGUCUCUUUGGAGGUUCAUACUGUGUGCGAUAUUACUAAGCUUCACUUUGAUGCAAACAAAUCUCAAAAAGAUUAUCAUUGUGAAAUAACCAAGUUGUGA